Molecule: messenger RNA, 378 nt
Organism: Acanthoscelides obtectus
Lineage: Eukaryota; Metazoa; Arthropoda; Insecta; Coleoptera; Chrysomelidae
Source: the annotation of a GenBank genome assembly
AUGUCCUCAAGGGCUCAAAAAUUAGUGCAGCUUGCACUAGAGGAGGAAAUCGAUUCUCGAGAAUCUAGCCUUAUAUUCCGGCACAGGAUCACCUCUCAUUCAAAAGAAACAGACAGUAGACAAAGAAAGCUUUUUAGUGUCAUCAGCGGUGUGGCUUUUGGUUCGGAAAAGGAUCCAGGGAUACUCUACUAUAAAAGAGACAUAUUCCAAGAGGACUACAAAAUGGUAGACAUGAAUAGAUCCUCUAGAAAACCGAUAGGGUUACCACUAGAACUGUGUUUGCCGCGUCAAACUCCAAAAGGACUUAGCAAGAAAAAGCACAAUCAUCUUCUCAUGCUUCUGCAAUGGAUACCAGAAGCAUUUUAUGUUUUUUUAUAA